CCAGGGCUUGGCAGGGUGGUGUGAUAAAGGGCGGAAGUAAAGGUGCAGUUUUGGCGGGCUGGCGGCCAUCUCGGGGCCAGCAUGGAAGACGCUCACCGACGGCACUGUGCCUCACCUGAAAUUUAGUACAUCCCCGGCACACCCAUCGCCUCCCUCUGCCCGGGCCAGGCAAGGAGAGGGCCUGAGGGUCGCUGAGUGUGAGGGCGCGUGCUUCCCUAGGGUUGCCCACCAGGGGGCACUUACAUUUACACAAUACUAGGUUUAUGAGCCAUGGAGAGUGUGGGGACACCUUCCUCAGGAGGGUUGUCAGUGGUUGGGGGCACAGUGCUGAGUGUGUGUGAUGGCCUCACCUACACCCAGCUUCUGGACCACGGCUAUGGCCUUACCCCCAUCACACCCAGCAACUCCCAGGAGUCCCCCUCCGUCACUCCAGGUCGCACACAGAGUGUGAAGCGCCGCCUGGUGCUGGAGGAGGGGGGUGUUGACGGGGAGGGCUUCAGGACUCCAGUCAAGACCCCCCGGCGGGCCAGGCAGAAGUCCGUCUCCUCCACCCACUACACUCCAUCACCGUCCAAGGGGAAAGCGCCAGCUGUUCCUCCAGCGCCCUCCCCAGGCAAAACAUCCCGGUAUGACACUUCCCUAGGACUCCUUACCAAACGCUUCGUGGAUCUGCUGCAGACUGCCCCAGAUGGCACAGUGGAUCUAAACAAGGCUUCUGAUAUGCUGUCUGUUCAAAAACGAAGAAUAUAUGAUAUUACAAAUGUGUUAGAGGGCAUUGGUCUAGUCAACAAGAAAUCCAAAAACAACGUCCAGUGGUUAGCGGCCAGGGUGAACAGCGAGGAUCUUGAAGGAGAUCUGCAUGACCUAGAAGCCAAGGAAAACGAGCUCGAUAACCUUAUAGAACAAGCAGAGAGAGACUUGAGACAGCUGAGUCAGGACAAGAGGUUUGCCUACAUCACCUACCAGGACCUGCACACCAUCAGGGAAUACAAGGACAAGACUGUGUUUGCCAUCAAGGCUCCACCCGGAACUCAGUUGGAGGUCCCUCAGGAGUUGAAAAAAAAGAACUGUACACUUCACUUAAAGAGUGAUAACGGUCCCAUAGAAGUUUACCUGUCAGAAUCUGCUGUUGAGGACAGCCCAGCCAAGGAGCAGGCUAUCAGACAAAGCCCUCUCAAAGCCUCCACAUCAGCAGCAAACACCUCCAGGGCCAAACUUAGACCCACUCGGACAAAAGCCAGCAAAGCAUUACUGCAGACAAACAAGCCUGUUCUUAAAACACCAAAGAAGGAAUUGGAGUCACCUGCGCAAUCUGACAUUAAGACAGAAGUACCUGAACCAGAUGAAGAGGGCCUGUUGGGAGCCUCGUCCACUCUGGACCUAAAUGAUGAGGGUCUGCGCACCGCCCUCAUUGUGGGGUCAGAGGACCUCGGCCCUGUUGGGGGGAAACUCCAGCUCCAGAUGGAAGACCAGGGAGAAGGCGGAUCUGAAGACGUGAUGCUGGGCUGCACCUCUGGCUCUCCCCUGCCCUUCCUCACACUGGAGCCUCCCAUCUCGGACACAGAUUACAACUUUGCUCUUGACAUCACUGAAGGAGUAUAUGAUCUCUUUGAUUUUAACUUCUGACCAGUCAAAGUAUAGUCCAGCGAGUGUUUUAUUUUGUAAAGAAAUUAAAUCUUGUGUUUACAUUAUUAUUCCUGAAUGCAGUUUAUGUUCUUGAUGGUUUUCACUUGCAUAAUGUAAGCUUUCAGACACUGGAAAUGUAGACUUUUUAGUGUUCUCACUCCUUUAUGAGAUGUGUUCUAGGUCAUUUUUUUUCUCCCCAUGAUAAACUCAUUUCAUUCAUAAUUUGUUUUGUUUUGUAGUAUAAUUUUUUCAGCAAUAAAGUAUUUAUACAAUAAAGACUUAACUGACCAAUUGCGAACAAAUGAUUGGAGGAGCAAAGCCAAUGUGGUGGUACUCGUGUGCUCUGCAAUGGUGUUGAAGAGACUGCAAAUGUUUCCUCUGGUGCAUUUUUAUGUAGGCUUAACUAUCAAGCCAAAAGUAGCUGUGACUAUUCUAACUGGAGAUCUGCAUGUCAGCCCCAUGUAGUACCUGCAUUCUGGUGACCAAGGGCUGCCUCCACAGUUUUAAAAGAAAGCACAUUAUAGAAGUGCAGCUUGUGUUGCAUCAUUCCUUUUAAAAAUUGACACCUGAAAUAUUUAACCAAUUCUUUAAUUACUUUAGGGGUCGAGUAGUAGUGAAUUAUAUAUAAUAUUUUUAUUUGACAAUUUCUUUAUUUCCUUCUUAUUACUGUUUCCUUCAGAUCUUUCUUAUUUAAUGGUUCAUAACUUGAUAAGUAUAACUGAGAAUUAAUUUUAUUUUCUUAUAAUAUCUUAGAAUUCCAGUUUAAGCUUUAAUGGUUGACAAACUUGGCCUUUGGGUGCAGAGGGAGCCAUUACUUCCAUCCAUUAGUUUUCUUAACAAUUAUAUGAGAAAAUUAUUUGCUUUUCAUAACUAUAAUGUGCCAAUCAAAUUCCCUUUUCUUUUAAGACAUUUAUUUAAGCAUACAAGUCAUAACAACCUCACAUCCAAGAGAUUUCAAUCUAACUAGAUGCCUUAUACUAGAACCAAAUGUAAUAUUUUGCAGUACUACAUUUUAUUAUUUCCUAUGGAAAAUUUUUAAUUGAAUUUUCAAGCCAGAUAGGUUCUUGGGAAAAUUUGACAGACAGCAUGUUUCAUAAUGGCUAAUAUAUAUGCAAAUAAAUAAUUGGCAGAAGCCAUUAACUGAAUGUUUAUAUCAGUGAGUGUUGAUAAAUGUUACACAUUACUUUUACACCAAAUCUGGGCCUGAUGAACCCUGUGGCGGCCAAGAUGUAUGUAUGUGUCCUGUGUAUGGUUCUGAGUGGGUCAGAGAGCUUAGAAAAUUAUUAAAUUUAUUCUGUAGGAUGUCAUGUUUUAAGUCUAAUUUAGUGCUAAAGCUUCUUAAAGACAUGUGUGUGCAUGUUUGCAAAUGAAUUUAAUUUACACCCAUUUUCACUGCCAUGCAAAUUAUGCUGUCAAGUAAAUAAUGCCAAGGUAGUGGUUACUUUGGGGCACCCUGACGCACACCCAACCCAGCCUGGGACUCGCCAGGUGUCAGUAAACAGUGAAGCUCAUUCUGUUUGCGUGUGGAGAAUGUGUAUUAUUAUUAUUAUUUAUUUAUUUUUUUUUUUUAUUUAUUUAUUUAUUUUUUUUUUUUUGGAAUGACAUUUUUCUGUGAUGAAUUGCAGUCAGUGAUUGACAUUUUUUUAUUUAUUAUUAUUAUUAUUGUUGAAAGUUCUUAACUCACUGACAUUACACAAUUACUACUGCUUCAUUUUCAUACGUGUUGGAUUGCUCAUGCCUACGGUAGCAUCAUGGAAGAUGUUUCUAGCAUUCAUGUUUUGUAAAUUCAUGGUUUUUAAGUACAAAUUAUAUUCAUUCGGUGGUACAGCUGUGAGUAGAAUGUUGAAGUGUGAUGGUAGACCAUGUAAAGUGACUUUAUUGCUGCCUUGAACCAAAUGAGAUUUGGGUAAAGCCUCUGCUGUAGAUUUACACUUCCAAGCUUCUCACAGCUGUAUCUUGUAACACAUUUGUUAAAAAAAAAUGGAAAUAAAAGAGAUAUAUGAAAAUUGUAAA
This is a messenger RNA of Eriocheir sinensis (Chinese mitten crab), 3639 nucleotides long. Its product is annotated as transcription factor E2F3-like. Gene Ontology annotation, molecular function: DNA-binding transcription factor activity, RNA polymerase II-specific; RNA polymerase II cis-regulatory region sequence-specific DNA binding; protein dimerization activity. Gene Ontology annotation, cellular component: RNA polymerase II transcription regulator complex. The coding region runs from base 271 to 1626 and encodes 451 amino acids. The record is from RefSeq and is a predicted model, not a curated record. NCBI's taxonomy places the organism in Eukaryota, Metazoa, Arthropoda, Malacostraca, Decapoda, Varunidae. The transcript is spliced from 11 exons. Gene Ontology annotation, biological process: regulation of transcription by RNA polymerase II.